GCUGAUUCCCUCCGCCACGUCAGAGCAAUGUCCUACGUUUUUGUUAACGAUUCUUCUCAGACGAACGUGCCCUUGCUACAAGCGUGCAUCGACGGAGACUUCAAUUAUUCCAAAAGGCUUCUAGAAAGUGGCUUUGAUCCAAAUAUCCGUGACACUAGGGGCAGGACAGGCCUGCACCUCGCCGCAGCGCGGGGUAAUGUGGACAUCUGCCAGCUGUUGCAUAAAUUCGGGGCUGACCUUCUGGCCACAGACUACCAGGGGAACACAGCGCUUCACCUCUGUGGCCAUGUGGACAUUAUCCAGUUCUUAGUGUCCAACGGACUCAAAAUUGAUAUUUGCAACCAUCAAGGUGCUACUCCCUUAGUUCUGGCAAAACGCAGAGGAGUGAAUAAAGAUGUCAUCCGACUGCUGGAGUCUUUGGAAGAACAAGAAGUGAAAGGAUUUAACAGAGGAACCCACUCAAAGCUGGAGACCAUGCAGACGGCUGAGAGUGAAAGUGCCAUGGAAAGCCACUCUCUCCUCAACCCCAACCUCCAGCAAGGCGAAGGCGUCCUGUCCAGCUUCCGCACCACUUGGCAGGAGUUUGUGGAAGACCUGGGCUUCUGGAGGGUGCUGCUGCUGAUCUUUGUCAUUGCUUUGCUUUCUCUUGGCAUUGCUUACUAUGUGAGCGGGGUGCUGCCCUUUGUGGAAAACCAGCCUGAGCUGGUACACUAAAGGCGCUCCCAGGAGGUGAGGGGCAAAAUACUAUUUUCCUGGCACCCUGUGUGUAUUCUCAGUUUCUCAGAGUUCUUUAGUGCAAUACAGUGAGGGCUGUACAUUUUCCAUUUUGCUUUUCUACCUGUUGUGAUCCUUUGAGAAGAAUGAUGAGUCCAUCUGACCUGACUACAUAACUGCAGUUGCGUACGCCACAUCCCAACUCUGCGUUUUCUGACCUGCCUGACCUGGAUGUACCUGCCCAUGGCCUUGUUUGGUACAAACACGGAAGUGAGCAGAGAAUGGGUGGGAAAGGAAGAGUUUAGGAUGUCCCCGCAGUGAAAGCCUUUCCCUCGGAGUUGACCGGUUAAAGUGUCCACAGAGACAUGAUUUCUCAUGUGAUUUUUUGGGGCUGGUGGCUUAGAUUUUGAUUUUGUUUGUUUGUGGUGCAUUUCCCUUUUUUUUCUUUUUGUCUGUUUUCUCUGGGGAUAGGGGAGAAAAUGAAGCAUUUCGGAUUAAAACUUUUUAAAGUACUAUAUAACAAAUUAGUAUUGUUGGAGCUUUGGUUUGGUUUAUUUUAAUAUUUUCAAGUCAAAUAGCCACAAGUCAGAAAGAACUCCUAAGAAUGAGGUAUAUUUUCUUCAAAAAUGUUUGACUUGAUAUUUAUUUCUCUUCAGGAUAAUUUUGAUGCUUUUGUAAACUUCUUUGUUAAUAUCAAGAAAAUAAGCUUGAGGGAGUCAUUUUGGUCUCUGUAAUUUCCGCUUGUGUUUAUCCAAAAGACAUCCUGUUCAUCAGAAACAGUCAGGACUCGCCACCCCCUUUAACAGAAGAGUUGGUAGGGAAAGAGAAUUCUGAUUUUGACGUGUCAUAAAUCUGUCCUUUUAUUGCCACAGUGAAAACAAAAUUACGCCUAUCAGCUUGCUGUCUUGCUACAUUUUUUCUCCCUUUGUAAUUAUUUCAUGUGCAAUUCUGUUCAGAGGCCCUGUUAGACUUUUCCUAGCAAUCCCAUCCUUAUCAGUAGUUCUCUGCUGACAAGAAUGGGUGGGUAUUUCUGCAUUAACAUGGAAUCAAGAAGUUACAGUGAAAAAUUGAUGGUUUUACUUUAAGACAAAGGUACCUGAGCUGCUGCUAAGUGACUUGUUACCGCAGUUAGAAACUAAAUGGAGAGCAGAACUGGCAUUUCCAUGACUCUUUGACUUCAUGAUGUUUUUCUCUUCUUUACUUGUGUAUCUAACUUAAGGCUUUUCCUUCCUAUGCAUUUAUUAUCUUAAAGAGCUGUGACUUUGGAAUUAGCUUGCAGAGUGUUGCUUUUAGGUUCAAAAUAAACCUGAUUAUAUUUGGGGCAAAGUCGACAAGAAAUAGCUGGCUUUCAGGGAGAACUCUAGAACAUGGAUUUAGAGUGCUUCACAAUGAAAGCUUUGGGAUUUGUGUGACUUGUUUUUAAAAUAAAUACACAGACAGUAGAUGGAGAUUAUUCCUUGUUUUGUUUUACGAUUGUCUCUUUUUUAGUGCAGAUUUCCUUGAAGUCUGUGCCCUGCAUUCAUCUUUCAGUAAUAAAACCAAUAAAUGUAUUUAUGAAUCCCUAAAUCACAA
Molecule: messenger RNA, 2286 nt
Organism: Ochotona princeps (American pika)
Lineage: Eukaryota; Metazoa; Chordata; Mammalia; Lagomorpha; Ochotonidae
Gene: ANKRD46
Product: ankyrin repeat domain 46
Exons: 3
Coding region: 28-714 (228 amino acids)
Molecular function (GO): protein binding
Source: RefSeq, a predicted model, not a curated record